Molecule: messenger RNA, 507 nt
Organism: Setaria italica (foxtail millet)
Lineage: Eukaryota; Viridiplantae; Streptophyta; Magnoliopsida; Poales; Poaceae
Exons: 1
Coding region: 1-507 (168 amino acids)
Source: RefSeq, a predicted model, not a curated record
AUGGUCAAGCGCAUCCUGCGCUAUGUGAAAGACACAUGGGAUGUUGGUCUUCAUAUUGGUGCUGGUCCGGUUGAUUCUCUCACAGCCUAUUCAGAUGCGGAUUGGGCAGGCUGCCCCGACUCGCGGCGCUCCACUUCUGGCUACUGUGUCUACCUCGGCGACACUUUGGUGUCUUGGUCUUCCAAGCACCAAUCCACCAUCUCCCAUUCCAGUGCAGAGUUGGAGUACCGCGCUGUGGCUCGUGCAGUUGCUAAAUGCUGCUGGCUGCGCCAGCUUCUCCACAAUCUUCAUGUUCCUAUUGCUUCCGCUACGGUUGUCUACUGCGACAAUGUGACUGCUAUCUAUAUGACCGCCAAUCCUGUCCAUCAUCAUCGCACAAAGUAUAUUGAGAUUGAUAUCCACUUCGUCCGUGAGAAGGUUGCGCUCGGGCAGAUCCGUUUUCUCCACGUCCCCUCGGCACAUCAGUAUGCGGACAUCAUGACUAAAGAUCUUCCGGUUGUUUACUGA